This is a messenger RNA of Malania oleifera, 2108 nucleotides long. RefSeq names its product serine/threonine-protein kinase BLUS1. Gene Ontology annotation, molecular function: protein kinase activity; protein serine/threonine kinase activator activity; ATP binding. Lineage: Eukaryota; Viridiplantae; Streptophyta; Magnoliopsida; Santalales; Ximeniaceae. The transcript has a single exon. Gene Ontology annotation, biological process: protein phosphorylation. The coding region runs from base 71 to 1873 and encodes 600 amino acids. The record is from RefSeq and is a predicted model, not a curated record.
UUGAACUCAUUCCCAAGAUAGCGCCAUUUCUCAUCUCCCAAAAUUUUCAAUUUUCAAGAUCAUCGAUAUCAUGACUGAUCGCCAAGAAGAAGACUCGCAGCGCUGCAGAGUCCAAUACCCUCUGGACUCCAAUUCCUACCGGAUUCUUGAUAAAAUUGGGAGCGGCGUGAGCGCCAUUGUCUACAAGGCCCUGUGUCUGCCGAACUCGACGGUAGUCGCCAUCAAAUCCAUCGACCUCGAUCAGUCCAGGGCCAAUUUCGACAAUGUCCGGCAAGAGGCGAAGACCAUGUCGCUUCUUUCCCACCCUAACAUCCUCAGCGCUCAUUGUUCCUUCACCGUCCGCCGUUGCCUCUGGGUCGUGAUGCCGUUCAUGUCUGCUGGCUCUCUUCGAUCCAUAAUUUCAUCUUCUUUCCCAAAUGGCUUGAUGGAACCCUGUAUUGCUAUUGUUCUCAAAGAAAUUCUUCAUGCUCUGUCCUAUCUGCACAACCAAGGCCACCUUCACAGAGACAUUAAAGCUGGUAAUAUACUUGUCGAUUCAAAUGGGACCGUCAAGCUCGCGGACUUUGGGGUCUCUGCUUUGAUUUACGAGUCCAAUUCGUCUCGUGCGUCUUUGUCGUCGCCUUCAUCGUCGUCGUCGUUUAUGCUGACCGACGUUGCGGGGACGCCGUACUGGAUGGCGCCGGAAGUGAUACACUCUCACAAUGGGUACAGUUUCAAGGCCGACAUAUGGUCAUUCGGCAUUACUGCUCUUGAGUUGGCCCACGGGCGUCCUCCUCUGUCGCACCUCCCUCCGUCAAAAUCCUUACUCAUGAAGAUCACAAAGCGUUUUCGAUUCUCUGAUUACGAAAAGAACAGAGAAAGUACGAAGAAGCAGAAGUUCUCGAAAUCUUUCAAGGACAUGGUGGCUUCUUGUCUUGAUCAAGACCCGUCGAAGAGACCCUCCGCGGAGAAACUAUUGAAGCAUUCGUUCUUCAAGAACUGCAAAGGUCCCGAUUUCCUGGCCAAGAAUGUGCUUCAGGGGCUGCCUAGCGUUGAACAGAGGUUCAAAGAAAGCGAACUUAAAGCAUCGACACCUACGAAAAUAGCAGUACAGGAAGAUGAUGAAGAAGACGAGGAAGGACAGAGUGAAAAACAGAGGAGGAUCAGCGGGUGGAAUUUUAACGAGGACGGAUUCGAACUGGACCCGGUAUUGAUCCCGGCCGUGAGAGAAGUCUUCGAACUGAAUCCGGUAUUGAUCCCGGCCAUGAGAGAAGUCGAUCUGGUGGUGAAACAAGUCCGGUUCGGCGGCGAAACGAUCAUUCCUGAUAUAGAACCGGAGCAUUCUAGUGUCGGCGGCGAGUCGAAUCAGAACUCUCCUGAGCAAGUUGCGGCAGAAGAAACCCAAGCUGAAAUCGAGGCAAUUGAGGCCACUGCGGGAGAAGAAACUGGCCAAGUGGAAACAGAGACAAAUGAAGCCUCUGCAGAUGAAGAAAUUACCCGAGUGGAAACAGAGGCGAGUGCGUCGUGGUCAGAAGAAGAGGAGGACACAGAGAACCCCAUUGUCGGCAUCGAAGCUGGGAUUGAUGCCGGGGGAGGCGGCCGCGUAGUAGGACCGGUGGAGGAAGUGGUGAUAGGAAGCUUGGAGAGGCUGGAACAGAGUUUGCAGAUUCAGAGGCAGCAGGUGAGGCUUUUGAUGGGUGCGAUUCGGGGGGAGGAUGAGGGAUUGACGAGCAGAGAGGAGGAGUUGAUGGAGGCGUUAGAGAGGACGAGGAUGGAACUGGAAGUGGAGAGGAAGAGGAACGCGGGACUGGAGACGGAGGUGCAGUUUCUGAGGCUUCAGCUGUAUGGGGGAACGACGGAGGACGGACGCAGCAUUAGCAUGGCUGGUCGCUGAAUUCAAAAUGCGCACUGUCAACGGGGUUUCCCUCCUCCCCCUCUUCUCUCGGUGAUGCUUAUGUGUAUACUCUCUACUCUCUACUACUAUGGAGGGACUUCUCAUUUUGUUUCCUUUUGACAAACACAUUUUCCUUGCUUUUAUAAGUCAAAAUGCUAUGCUCUAGUACUCUCUCUCUCGCCAAUGUACUAGCGAUUUUGCCUUUUUGGGAAGAGAUAAACAAUUCCAUUUUGAG